Messenger RNA from Nothobranchius furzeri (turquoise killifish), 3308 nucleotides. The record is from RefSeq and is a predicted model, not a curated record. Lineage: Eukaryota; Metazoa; Chordata; Actinopteri; Cyprinodontiformes; Nothobranchiidae.
UCUUUCAAAUAAGGAAUUUACAAUGGUCAUCAUUGUCAUCAUCAUCGGAAGAGGAAAAUCAAGACUUUAUUCCAUCCACACCUCAGCACAGUGGUGACGAGUGGGAGGGAGCAGCAGAGGCUAAUCCUACGUCAGCCCCAGAACUGGAACAUACCUCGGUGGCGGCGGACCUGCCACAGGAGAAUGAACCGGACACUGCGCCGUUGAGCAGUGAUGAAAGCUCAGCCCUGCCUCCAGCUGCACGGAGACCGAUAUUACGACGGAGGAGACAACGUAACAGGAUGAAGAUGGUCUACCUACUUCUGCAGAUUGCGUUGGAAGUUGUUUCCAUUACUCGUGAUGUUCUGAGUCUGUGGGAAUGAAAGAGAAGAGGAGCAAAGGAUUUUUUUCAUCUAUCAGGUUUAUACGAGUAGAUUUGUUUUUUUUCUGAUUGUGUCAUGAACCAUACACCUGAUUUCCGUGAUCUGCUGCAGGUUUGGUUAGAUUUCAAUGGACUUUCCGAUUUGAGAGAAGUAGAUGAAUUAGGGCUAAAUAAUGAGAUUUUAGAUCCAAAUCUGUUGAACCAAACUCCUCCUCAUUCUCCUCCACCACCUCCAGAUAAUCAUGAUGAUAAUGAUGAUGAGACGGUAAAACAAAUUCUAUUAAAUACAUCAACGCCAUCAAACAAUGCCAUCAAUGAAAUUCUGAGGCAGAUAGAAGAAUCAGACACUGUAAAUCCUAGCCAACAACAGCAGGGGGGAGGGAGCAUCAAUGUCACAUCCUCUUCUAACGAGGAUUUUAAUCAGCGUGAAAUUAGAGAAAGCGUCUCUUUUUCAGUUAACGAGGGUAUCACAGAUCCGGUUGAGUUUUAUCUCAAUGUUAUGGAUAUAUUAAAUAGAUCUGCACAAAGGGGUACCCAUUUGGCUCACGUGAAUGAUAGGAUUCGGUUUGAAAUCAGCACCCAAAAUGCAAGCCACCACAUUAACUUUAACUACGACGGUAAAAAUACGAUGCAGCAUUUGCAGCAAUUAUUCGAUAAAUUGGUUCAAUUAAACAAAGUGCUGUCAUCUGAGAAUGAUUUUAAUUUCAGACUGCAGGUGGUGAAUAAUCGUUCUGGUGCUGGGAAACGAAAACUUGAGACAAUUUUAGAUGGUGAAUUAGUGGAUAAAAAGCGAAUCCAACUCAUGAUUCCGACGGACAGCAAGCAGACCUUAUGCUUUGCGCCCAGCAUCGCCGGCCUGUUAAACCAGGCCUCGACAAAUGCUCAACUAUUGGAUGUGGCAAAAAAUCUCCAGAAUCAAGCCGGGCUUUCCGAUCAAACCCUCGUUUCAUUCAGCGAUGUGAUUCAAUUUGAAAAUAUUGUUCAAAGGAAAAUGGUCACGUUUUUCAGAGCUGACAGGGUGAUUUCUAAUUUUGAAACAGACUACAGCGAUCACUCUAAUCCGAUGUUCCUUCUGCUGUUGGAUCAUCACUAUUACAGCAUAAGAAAUAUUAAAGGUUUUUUAGACGCUAAAUAUUUUUGUCCUUUCUGCUUCACCCCAUAUCAGACUAUGAGCGGCCAUCAUUGUGCAUGGUUUUGCCGUGUGUGUGUAACACCUGCUUAUGCAAACGAUCAGAAACCUCCCUCAUCACAUGCCCUGAUUGUAACAGGAUAUGCGGAAAUUUAAUCUGUUUUUAAAAACACAAAACACCUGUUCACAGACCUCAAGUGGGUAGGGCUGUUUUCCCCUGCAAUUUGCUUAAAAAAUGUAUGAUUUGUAAAUGUGUUUAUUACGUGGCGAUGGGGAAAAGCAAUUCAGGCCACGUUUAUCCCAAAAUUAAUGCACCUUCUGUGCCCAGCCUGAAGCCGUCGGUCAUCAGUGCUUCAUUCAGCUUGAAAAAAAAGGAUGAGAGAUUAACGGAUAAAGGAAUUUAUUAUGACGGAGAAACACUUCUGGAUAAAAAUGGCGUGCAUACACCGUUUUUGAUCUGCGAAAAUCCGAUUCAGGUGAGACUUGGGAUAAAUAUGGUCUGGAUUGCAUUCAAGAUUUUAUUAUGCAAAUGAGACGGCCUAAAUUCAGCAGGUAUACAUUUAUUGCUCACAACGCGAGACAAUUUGACUCGUAUUAAAUCCUGAGAGCCGUGAUUCAAUUAAAAAUUGAACCGGAAAAUGCCCUCAUGCAGGGGUGCAAAAUUCUCGCUUUCACAGAGCCUGCCUAUUGUUUGAGAUUUAUUGAUUCCUUAAGUUUUCUCAUGAUGAAACUGGCCAGCCUUGGGAUUUAAAGAUUCCACUAAAGGUUAUUUUCCUCACCGAUUUUCCUCACUUGAACAUCUGAAUUACGUUGGGGCUUACCCUCCUGUUUCUGAUUUUGUCUUUGAUCAUUUGUCUCCUGAACAGCAAAAUACAUUUUUACAAUAGUACACGGAGGCGAGUAAGCAGCAAUUUGAUUUUAAGAAGGAAGCGCUGUUUUACUGCAGGAACUAUGUGGAAAUUUUGUUUAAAGCAUGCUCCAUUUUCAGAGAACAGUUUUUUACUGAAACGAGCAUUGAUCCUAUAAACUCUGUGACUAUCGCCUAUGAAGGUGUUUAGAUCAAAGUUUCUAAAACCAGACACAAUGGCUAUUCCGUGUCCUCUAAAUUACAGCAGUCAGUGAAAAGAUUACUCCAGGGCAAGCAUCGUCUAGCUAGAGUGGAUCUCCCAUUGUCAAAAUGUAGAGAUUCAGCACGCCUUGCAACCAUCAGGUGAGAUAAAAAUAGGUGAGUUUUUUUCUCGACGGAGUUGCCGUCAUUUUGGGCGUUGAGCACGCGUUUGAGUUUUUAGGGUGUUUUUACCAUGGCUGUCCCUGCCAGCCGCUACUUGUCCUUUGGGAAAAAUCACUUUUGGGGAAAUUUAUGACAAAGCCGUUGAAAAACUGCAGGCGCUGAAAUCAGUCCAUCAUUUAAAAGUUGAUGUGAUUUGGGAGCACCAAUGGCGUGACAUGAUUAAAACAAAUCCGGAGGUGAGACAGUUUUUAGAGAGAUUCAAGCAUACAACAGCUCCGCUCUCACCUCGCAAAGCGCUGUUCGGAGGGAGGACAUGCGUCGUGCGCCUCAGAUAUUCGGCGCAGAGUGACGAGGAGAUCCAUUAUGUUGAUUUUACCAGCCUCUACCCUUUUGUCAACGCUACAGGACCAUAUCCCAUCAGACAUCCUCAAAUUUAUGUGAACAUUUUCAGAGAUACUGAAAGUUAUUAUGGCUUCAUUAAGGCAGUGGUUUGUCCUCCCAGAAUACUGUUUUUCCCAGUUUUACCAUAUAAAACAACAAAGGGUAAACUGGUUUUUACGCUCUGCUGCACAUGCGCAGAGCAGAAU